UUUAACAAUUAAAUUAGAUAUGAGUAGAAAUAAUAAGAAAUAUAAUUGAAUAUAAUGGUCCAACCUAGACUAUUUGUAAGUAGAUAAAUAUUGCUUCUGUUUUAAUAGUAUUGAUUAAAAUUUGUACUCCGUAUACAAAAAUAAACACCGGAUUUAGGUAACUGGUAUACACCAAACUUUCAUCUUAGACUCAGUUGUGCUCCGCUUGCUUCUGGUUUUUGUCUUGCUGCACAUUAAGGAUCAGUCUCUUCAAAAGUCCAGAGUAACUGUCGUCUUCAAGAAACACCCAUUACUAGACCUUUGUUCUUAAACAAUGUCAGAUUUUCAGUUUCAGCUACUUCUCCAACAGUUGUCCUGAUUUAGUUCUUCAAGUCAAACACCUUGGGCUACAUAUGUAUAUACAACCCUGAUUUUAUGCAUGCUUAGGAACAUGAUUCAUCAUAUCUCACUUGACUUUCUUUAUCUUAUCUUCUUAGAAAAUCUGAUGUUCACUUGCAAUCAUCUAUUAAUUAAUCAAUCAUAAAAGAUACUUCAACAAAUUGGUUUAAAAAAAGAUUGUUUUCAGUUUUGGAGGUUGAAUCUGACUAGGAAUUUUACUUGGAUACGUUUCAUUUCAAUCCAUAGCUCAUGAAUCUCGUGGAUGUAUUUGAUCAAUGAAACUCGUGCGUACUUUUUUUAACUUAAGUGUGAUUAACGCAUACUAUUAUUAUAUGGAAAAGCAAGAUACUAUCUUGUGUUAAGACGACACACUAACAAUUAUCAAAAGUCUCAAAAUGUUAUAGUUACAACAAUUUUUUUUUUUAACUUUGUACGAUAUAUAGCCCGCUAAAGUUACAAGUGUAAUACUUUUUAAUAUUAAACCUCAAAAAUUGCAGCUUGCAAGAAUGUUCAUGUAAAAAACAAAUAAAUUACAAGAACAUUCAUUCGAUCGAGUUGAAUUCUCUACUUGCGAAUAUAUUUCUAUUGAAGUAUGCUAUUCAAUACCAGAAUGAUCUAUAUUCACCUAUCAAAAAGGCUAUUGUUAUUAAGUGGGCAACUAAGAAAGCAACCAUGUUUUCCUACAUAAUUUCGUUCAAACUACAAGAAAUUGACUAAAAAUUCCUUCUGAUUUAAUAUUAAAUAUACCGAGUUCCAAAAAUAUUUUUUGUCACUAGAUUCUUGGAAAGGAGUAUGUCUACAAAAGACAGAUUCAGCUAGCCACUCACUAAAAUCUCAGACUGUAUGCUAUGGACCAUUCAAAGCUUGAUUAUAUCAUUAUAUGUAUUGUUCUCUAAAAGGCUACCAAUAAAACUAAUUAGUACGUGAUUGGUUGCUAACAACAUAAAUAUAUUGAUAGCAAUAAUGGCAUGCCAUAUAGAAAAUAGGACAUGACCAACUCUCUAUCUCUGUUGGCAUUUAAUGUGGUAAUCCAAUAUCACAACCUAACCCGUUUUAACACAUAAAGCAAAGAUUCCAACUUUGUCAAGGUCAUCAGAUUCCAAAGGUGGAGGAGUCUCUUUUCUUAAUUCCAUUUAAUCAAAAAGUUUAUUGUAUAUUCAACAUCUCUCACCCAACGACCCCUUUUUAAUGCUAAUAUAGUGCGGGAUCCUUAGAAACAGACAAGGCCUCCCAAGGUGGAGGAGUUUAUAUAUUAUUCACACCAUUUCAUCUCAUUUAGUUUAUCUUAACGUCCCUUCUACCAUUUACUUUUAUUAUAUCCAUAUCCUACAAAUUGUUGAUUAAUAAUUGAUUCUUAGAGGUUGGACCAUAUUGUUUCAGUUUUAUUUUUAUUUUUUAAUUGAAUUUGGAUCGAUAAAUUUUUCAAGAAAAGACCAAUCAUUGAAAAUAUUUAUGAUAGAUUCACAAACAAAAAUCAAUAUUUUUAGACUCAACGCGGUAUCCAAAACCAAAUAUAGUGAAACAACAACAAUAUCUUUUUUGGGGUGAGUCAAUAAAACUUUCAGGUUAGUACAUUUUAAUACGUCUAUCAUAACUAAUUUCUUUUUGCAACUUUUUCUACAGAGGAGAAGCAAAUAAUCUGAGACAUUUGGGUUCCAUUUCUCUGCAAAGUAAUAUUCCGACAUGAUUCUCACUUGAAAAUAACUGAAGUUUAAUCUUCAUAUUGAGUUUAUAUCUAUGAGGCAGUUGUUUAAUUAAUACGAAUUAGAUGGAUCAUUCUAGACCUGCAAAUAAGACAUGCACAUGUAUUUUUUGAGUUGGAAAAUAUUAUAAAAUAAUUGUAUACUUUAUAAAUAAAAUUUAGUGGAAUUGUUAGUGGGUAGUAGUUGGAUUUGCGUUAGAAUACUUUUUUAUGAUUUUCAUAAUCAAGCUUGAAGAUCUCCUUCUCAUCCAUUGAUGGAUUUGGAUCCUCCAAGAACAAAGAGGUCAAUUAGCUUACUCUAUUGUGUCAUUCUCCAAAAUCCCCACCGUAUCUUUUGCAUAAACCACUUACAAUUUACUAGCAAAAAUAACUACGUGGCAAUUUAAUUAAAGGUGGAAUUUAAGAAUAUUCUCAACAUAUCAAUUAAUUAUGUGUUUGAUUAGGAAUUGUGAUGUGUUAAGAUCAUAUAAAUAUUUAUAUCUGUGAUUAAAGAAAUGAUCAUCAAGCUUUUAUUAUAUUCCGUCGUUUACUGGUAGCAUUCCUAACAUGAACAACUAUUGUGUUUGCAGAUUAGUGACACAAGUAUUAAUUGUUACAUAGUGAGAUUUUGAAGAAGGAAAUAUAUUCAAAAGCUCUAAUUUAUAAUCCAUGUAUUAAUGGAGUGUUAUAAAAUUUUAAGUUAUUGCUACACAUGAAACGUAUAAAUCGCUUCUCAAUAUAUACUAUCUUAUUAAAAUAAAAACAUUAUAUAGAAGUAAUCUUAUCCAUACGUGUGAUUUAGAUUUGUUACUCAAAUUUUAAAUAUUCUUAGACAUUUCAUUAAUACUAAUUUACUAAUUAUUUACAUAUUAAAUUUUUUAAUAGAAUACAUCAUCACACAAUAUUUUUUUUGUCAUUGAAUAAUUUUAUUAGUUAUAAAUAUUUCAUAUUUAGUCAAACAAAAUCUUAUAGAUUUUUAUUUAUUUUUUAGAUAACUAAAUAAAUUUGUAAUUAUUAUUAAAAUAUACCUAAAUAUAAAAUUAAUUUAGUCCUAAAUUUAAAAUAAAAAUAAUUUUUAAAAAAAGAAAAAUCUGAAAAAUAAAUAAAUAUUUAUCAGCAUAAACAUAAAAAUCAAACCGAUUAACAAAUAUAAACAAAAAUAAAAAUUAAAUUAAAUUACAUUCUUUAUAAAAAUCAAUUUCACAUUUUAAAAUCGUGAGUGAAAAUCUAGUAUAUAUACUUCAAAAUCUGCCACUAUUCAUAAUCUAUAUACAUGUUAUCAAUCGGCUAAGUUUUUUUUUCAUUUUCACAACCGAUUCUCGUAGCCGUAUGAAGAAGGGAAACAAGAAUCAAUUUUGUCUCCUGAGAUUUAAGAUUUUUAUUUAGAAAUGCAAAGAAUGCAUCAAGCUUACAAGUUUAUACAUCUUGUAAUAAAAAGAGUAGACAUUGUUGAGAAAGUUUUAUCUUAAUUAUAAGAUCAUUUCUAUAUAAAAAUGAAAGAUAGUGAGAAUGAUAGAUAGGGUCGAGGUCGAGGAGGAAACCAUACUAUGGUAAACUAAUAUUUCAUACGUUUUCAAAAUGAGUAAUAAAUCCUAUAAACGUACGUGAUUGUCUAGUACUUCUUAGGUCCACUAGCAUAAAACCUGCACUUUUAUAUAUAGAGUAUGAUUAGGUAAGAGAUAGAGACUUUGAACAUAUUUUUUGUCACCUCAUAUAGAUUAUAGAAAUGUGUGUGUGUUAAAGAGGAAGGGGACCAUACAUGAAAUGGAAAAAAAGAUUCGGAGAAUAAUACCAUUAGAAAGUUGGACAUCGUAUAGAUAAAUAGUGUUACCCAAAAACAUGGCACUAUCUAUGCAGGGUUUCCACUUUGUAUAUUGCAUUACAGUGGUUUAUAUAUGUAAAAAUUUGGAAGAUUAUAGUUUGUAAACACCCAGUAUCAAAGUAUAAUGUUUGCUCCGUGACUCAUCAUCCUCUAGUCAAUUAGAGUUGGCUAACCAAACAUUUAUUUUAAUCACAUUCUCAUUCCGUUUAUCAUUUGUUUUGGUGCCAAUCAAUUUCCCUUUAUACGUAAUUGAUUUUUUACUUCUUUUGAAGAAAAAAAUUUGUUUAUUGAUCAGAAAUUUAAUUCAAAAUAAAGAAUACAUAGGGUAAUGUUGUCUCCCUUCACCGCAUAUGUCCUGCUAUGUUCCUCCAACACGUAGCACUAUAAAUAGUAACCCCAAACACACUCAAAAUACUCAACUGCUCUCUAUACCAGAAACAGAACCAAAACUAAUAGACAGAGAGAGAGAAAGAAAGAAAAAAUGAUUGAGACGGUUAAGCACCUGAUUGGCUCCGGUGGUCCAAGCGGAUUCGGGUCCAGAUCCACAGCCGAAUAUGUCACUGUUAAUUGUGAUCUCCGAUCUCUAACAGCAAUCAUCACUGGAGCGACGUCGGGGAUAGGAGCGGAGACGGCGCGUGUUCUGGCAAAGCGUGGAGCGAGGCUUGUGAUUCCGGCUAGGAGUCUUAAAACCGCCGAGGAAACAAAGUCACGUAUCCUCUCUGAGUUUCCUGAUGCGGAGAUCAUCGUCAUGCAUCUCGAUCUCAGCUCCCUCGCCUCCGUUCGUCGCUUCGUCGCCGAUUUCGAAUCUCUUCAUCUCCCUCUCAACAUCCUCAUCAACAAUGCGGGAAAAUACGCGCACAAGCACGCCAUCUCUGAGGACGGCGUGGAGAUGACAUUCGCCACUAAUUAUCUCGGCCAUUUUCUGCUCACUAAACUGCUACUAAAGAAUAUGAUCGAAACGGCGGCGCAAACUGGCGUUCAAGGCCGCAUCGUCAACGUUACAUCGGUGAUCCACAGCUGGUUCUCUGGCGAUAUGUUGCAAUAUCUCGCCGAUAUCUCCCGAAACAAUAGAAGCUACGACGCUACCCGUGCGUACGCGCUCUCCAAGCUCGCCAACGUUCUCCACACCAUAGAGCUCUCCCGGAUUCUACAUAAAAUGGAUGCUAAUGUAACGGCAAACUGUGUUCAUCCUGGAAUCGUGAGAACACGUCUAACACGUGACCGAGAAGGUCUCAUCACUGAUUUAGUCUUUUUCUUGACCUCCAAGCUAUUGAAGUCUGUUCCUCAGGCAGCAGCAACGACUUGCUACGUGGCAACUAGCCCCAGAUUGAGGAACGUUUGCGGCAAGUACUUCUCGGACUGCAACGAAGCUCGGACAUCUAAAUUGGGAUCGUGCGGUGUUAAAGCUCAGAGACUAUGGACUGCUUCUGAGUUGCUGGUUUCUCCAGCUUCCUGUACUCCCCAUCUUUACCGAACAUUUAAAUGCUCUUUAACCAAUGCUAUGUGUAAAUCCCAAGCCCUGUAAUAAGAUCUAUAUAUAUGUAGGUUUACUAGGUGUAUACAUAGUAUUAGUUAGAUGUAUCGGCGGAUGUUCCUUUGUUUGUGUACAAGCCUGCGUCUGUAAUAUAUAUGUGGUUUCAUGUAAAUAUAAUAGUAUAUACUUGUAGGGUUUUGUAAAAUCUAGCUAUGUCUUUGUUAUGUGAUUCUUAUCUAUGUACCAUCAAUCUAGCACAAGUAUUAUAUAAACAUUUUGAGAUUUUCUACUCUUGCUUUUCCAAAAUUGUUGAUCUCUUCUGUUUUGACGAUUGCAUGAAGUAUAUAUGUGUUGAGAAUGAAUUAAACCAAGAAAAUUUAUAUUGGUUAAGGGCAGUACAACAACCUACUUGCAUUAGAAAAAAAUCUAUUCUGUCUGGAAAUAAGGAAAAUUCUACCUAAACAAAAAAAUAUAUUUCCAAGAUAAAUUAAUAAAUAUCUUUUAAUAUCAAAUAUGACUAAUAUAAUACUAGUAAUAUUUCAUGAUCUUAAGCGAUAUCACCAUACACUACUGUAAGAACUAAACCCAGCCAUCAAAAUUUUAAUGUGAAUAGAGUAGAUUAGAGUAGGUUGACGAAAAGGAUGGAAAAUGAUCUCUUUGAAUAGAUUUUUAAAAUAAUGUCUUCAAAUUGGACUAAUAUUAUUGUCAAAGAACACAACAAAAAACAAUGCAGUUCGAAGAAAGUAUUUUAAGUCUCAGGUGAGUAAAUCAAAAAGCAUGUACGAAGCUAUGGUCUUGGCUCGUUUUUUAUACUGCUCAAAUCGCACAACUAUUUUGCACAUCUUGGUUGCACGUGAUGUGCCUUCUCCGGAAAUUUUGGCAUGUUAUAUAACCGACUGAUAGCAAGGUGACUGAGUCUUGGUUGUUAUCCGUAGACCUCAGAGUUCGCUAUCUCGAUCUAUAAGGUAUAACCCUUUGGACCGGAAUAGCUGGAUUUCGUCGAUGGAUCAUAUUUUCACUACUAACUUAGCAUGUUUCAAAUGGUUCUUUUAUGAGCUGGAUCUAUAUAUUUAAUCAUACUCCAACAGUUACCCCAGUCCAUUAAGUGAUAUGUGGUAUUCUUUAAUAGACGGACAUACCUGAAGGCGUGACUCUUUGAUCUCGUUCAUCUAAACAUCACUUUCCGCGAUAAUUUUUUUUGAAUAACUCGAAAGUCGAAACCAUCACGAUCAUAACAAUAUCAAUGGCCGAGAUUGAGAGAAUCUCGCUUAUUCCAAUUUUACUGUUCCUCAUUUCUCGGAAAUGAGAGCUUAUAUCCUAGUGAUGACAAGACUAUAAACGUGACUCUUCAGUCUCUCCAUUUAUUCGUGGAGUUCUUUCACGAAAAAAUAUGUAUGAUACUUUAUGUAAGAGCGCUUUUACAUUA
Molecule: messenger RNA, 6781 nt
Organism: Brassica rapa (field mustard)
Lineage: Eukaryota; Viridiplantae; Streptophyta; Magnoliopsida; Brassicales; Brassicaceae
Product: short-chain dehydrogenase TIC 32 B, chloroplastic-like
Source: RefSeq, a predicted model, not a curated record